This is a messenger RNA of Gigantopelta aegis, 9344 nucleotides long. Its product is annotated as eukaryotic translation initiation factor 5B-like. The transcript is spliced from 25 exons. Lineage: Eukaryota; Metazoa; Mollusca; Gastropoda; Neomphalida; Peltospiridae. The record is from RefSeq and is a predicted model, not a curated record. Gene Ontology annotation, molecular function: GTP binding; translation initiation factor activity; GTPase activity. Bases 114 to 3716 code for a protein of 1200 amino acids.
UCCAUGCUUACAAGUUCAAUGAACGAAGAAGCGCAAUAUUGUAGCGAUUUAAUUGUUUCUAAGUUGUUUGUUUUGAAUUGUGUUUGUUGUAAUUUAGUAGUCAACGCCAAAGUAUGGGCAAACCUAAAAAGGGUCAGAAAGGAGACAGUAAUGAUAUAAGUGAUGAGGAAGUUUCUGUUGACCAGCCCUCAAAAAUGGCCGAUGAUAACACCAGUUCAGCUCCAAAUAAAUCAAAAGCUGCCAAAAAGGAGAAGAAGAAAAAUCGUGGAAAAAAUGAUGAUUGGGAAGAUGACGUAGCAGCCGAGAUUGCCGCCCUGGCCCUGGAUGGGAAGUCAGAUUUGACAAACGAGAAUGAAGAUGACAUUGAGGAGAGCAAGCCAGCGAAGAAAAAGGAAAAGAAGAAGAAGAAAAAGAUAGAAAGUGAUGAGGAAGAGGAUGAAGCUGACGGUGAAGUCAUUGUACCGGAGAAAGGCAAAAAGUCUAAAAAGCCAGUCGCUUCCUUCCAGAUGUUAAUGAUGGAUGAUGAUGAAGAUGAGGAACACGUUUCCAGUGGCAACGAGGAUGUGACGGAUGCUGUGACCGAACCUGUUCCAGCACCUGUUAUGCCCAAGUCACAGAAAGAGAAGAAGAAAAGCAAAGAGAAAGAAAAGAAGAAAACGACAGAAGAGGAGGACAUCGAUGCUAUUUUAGCCUCCCUGGAAAAACCGACUGAGAAAUCGGACAAAAAGAAGAAAAAGAAAGGAAAGAAAACUGAAGAGGAUGUGGACUCGGUUGCCAUAGAAACUGAGAUACCGGAGCCAGCGGAAGAGAAAGUUGUCACAGUGGAAGAUCUCGAUGAAGAUGACGACAAGAAGAAAAAGAAGAAGUCGUCUAAGAAGGUAGAUGAUGCAGAGAAGGACGAUGAAGGGGAGGAGGGGGAGGAGAAUGACGAGGGAGGAGGAACGGUGAAAACACAGGCUCAGAAACGCAAAGAGAAGAGGGAGCGAGAAAAACUCAAAAAGUUACAAGAAAAGCAGAAGAAAAAGAAGAAAGAAGGCGAUGUAGAAAAGGAAGAUACCCCUGAAAAUGAAGGCGAAGCAAAAGGGGAAACAAAAGAAGGUGAAGAUGAAGGGGAGGAAGAAGGGAAGAUGAAGAAGAAGAAGAAGAAAGGCGAGAAGGAGGAGAAAGCGAAGCCGAAGAAGCACCUGGCGGCCAUCAAGGCUCACCUGCAGAUGGUGAAGGAGGAGGAGGAGAGACAGCAGAAGGAGGAGGAGGAGAAGGCCAGGCUGCAGGAGGAGUUGCAGCGGCAGAUUGAGGAGCAGAGGAGACUAGAACAGGAAAAGAGAGAAAAGAGGAAAGAAAAAGAGAAAGCAAGAAAGGAACGAUUGAAAGCUGAAGGGAAGCUUCUCACUGAUAAACAACGGAAAGAUCAACAGAGACUCAAUCAGAUGCUGCAAGCCAUGAAAGAACAAGGUGUCGAGAUUCCAUCUCGUGAUGAUAUACCAAAGAAGAAACCUGUAUACUUUGACAAAAAGAAGAGAAAACAACAAACUGCUAAAAUUCAAGAGCCUGACAAGAAUCCCUCUCCGACGGAAGAGCAAACUCCAGUGUUGACGCCCGACACACCCACCGAGAAGCCGGAGGUCGCGCGGACGGUCAACGUGGAGGUCAAGGACAGCUGGGACUUGGAAGAAGAUAUUGCUGAUGCCUGGGAUGCAGAGGAGGAAGAAGAGAAGAAACCCAAACCAAAAUCAGUGGAGGUGACUGUGAAAGUGGACGAGGAGGUAGAGGAGGAUGAGGAAUCAAAGGAGGAGGAGAGUGAGGAAUCUGACGAAUCGGACGAGGAGACCGACAGUAGUGAGGAGGAAUCGGACGACGACCGGUCGCCCAUAGAGCGCGGCAGAGAACGAAUCGCGAAACGACAUGCAGAAUGUGAGAAAAGGAGAACGACAGAUAAACUUCGUGCCCCGGUUGUGUGUGUGCUGGGACACGUAGACACGGGGAAGACCAAGAUUUUAGACAAGCUGCGGCGAAGUCACGUCCAGGACGGCGAGGCUGGGGGAAUCACACAACAGAUUGGUGCUACUAAUGUCCCCCGCGAUGCCAUCCUCGAACAGACGAAAAUGUGUAAAGAGUUUCAGAAAAAUGAACUUAAAGUACCUGGUCUUCUGAUUAUCGAUACGCCAGGCCACGAGUCUUUCAGUAACCUGCGUUCGCGAGGUUCCUCUCUCUGUGAUAUUGCUAUUCUUGUGGUUGAUUUAAUGCAUGGUCUCGAGCCACAGACGCUGGAGUCGAUAAAACUACUAGAAGAUAGACACACUCCUUUCGUUGUAGCUUUAAACAAGGUUGACAGGUUGUACCAGUGGAAACCAAUGCCGAACGUGGACAUUGCAUCGACGUUGAAGAAACAGUCGGGGCCCACCAAGCUGCAGUUUGACGAGAUGAUGAAUCAAGUUAUUCUUCAGAUGGCAGAGCAGGGACUCAAUGUGUGUCUGGCGUGGGACAACAAGGACCCUGAUGAGUACAUCUCGAUGAUUCCGACUUCAGCACACAGUGGUGAUGGGAUGGGGAGUCUGAUCGCUCAGAUCUGUGACGUGUCGCAGACACGCAUCGCCAAACAGCUGGCGUACAGCGAGGAGCUGCAUGCAACCACCAUGGAGGUGAAGGCCAUUCCUGGGUUGGGCACAACAGUUGAUGUUAUUCUGGUUAAUGGAAAGCUCUGUGAAGGGGAGACCAUUGUAAUAGCUGGAACUGAAGGACCAAUCACAACACAGAUUAGAGGUCUUCUUAUGCCACAGCCAAUGAAAGAGCUGCGUGUUAAGAACCAGUAUGAACAUCACAAGGAGAUCCUGGCAGCCCAGGGUGUGAAGAUCAUAGCUAAAGAUCUAGAGAAGGCGCUGGCCGGAUUGCCACUGUACGUCGCCACGCACUCGGACGAAAUAGACUACUACAAGAGUGAGCUGCAGCAGGCGUUGUCAGACGUGCUCGAUUCCAUCAACGUCACGGAGCGGGGAGUCUUCGUCCAGGCGUCAACUCUUGGAUCACUUGAGGCCUUAUUGGAGUUCUUACGAACCUCUAAAAUACCUUAUGCUGGAAUCAGCAUAGGUCCAGUCCAUAAAAAAGACAUCAUGAAAGCUUCCGUUAUGUUAGAACACGAUGGCCAAUAUGCUGUGAUUUUAGCAUUUGACGUGAAAGUUGAACGUGACGCUCAGGACUUGGCGGAUAGUUUAGGAGUUAAGAUAUUCACAGCAGACAUUAUUUAUCACUUAUUUGACCAUUUCAUGGCAUACCGCGAUGAACAGAAAAAGAAGAAACAAGAGGAAUUUAAACAUAUUGCUGUGUUUCCGUGCAAACUGAGGGUUUUGCCACAGUUUAUUUUUAACUCAAGAGACCCAAUUGUGAUCGGAGUUUCGGUGGAGUCAGGCUUUCUCAAAGAAGGGACGCCCAUCUGUGUACCAUCAAGAGAGUUUGUAGACUUGGGCCGUGUGACGAGUAUCGAGUACAAUCACAAGGGGGUGGACAUCGCUCGGCAGGGCCAGGAGGUGUGCAUCAAGAUUGAAUCCAUCCCAGGCGAGGCUCCGAAACUGUAUGGGCGACACUUCGACCACAGUGACACACUCGUCAGCAAGAUAACUCGUGACUCUAUCGACGCUGUUAAAAACUAUUUCCGUGACAACAUGCAGAAACAGGACUGGAUGUUGAUCGUGGAGCUGAAGAAACUGUUUGAGAUUUUAUGAGUUCUCUUGAUCACACUUCACACAGAUCAUGUCACAGCUCAGUUCGCUCGAUGCCACAGCCGAUUGCCAUUAUGCCACAGCUCAUGGUCCAUGAUGCAUCACUUCUAAGCAAGUGGCUUUGUGAUCAAAGAUCUGUCAAGACUCUGAUUUUGGCCAAGAAUCUUCAGUUUUUCCAGCCAGUCCCCUUGAUUUAGAGAAACUCCACAUGGAUCCAGAUUUCUAAUUUAUUCUCUGGGCAGCUCAAACUAUCUCUGUAGGAAAAUAACCAAUAAUAUCUUAUAUUUUAUGUUUUAUUUUGUUUUGUUUACAAAAUAACUUUAUUCAAAGGGGCUAGUCAAAUAUUUCAUAAAUGUUAUUUUUAACAAAAUUAGACGCCCUCACUCUCCAUAACGAUAGACCAUACACCCCCUAAAAUAUUAUGUAAUGCUUGGAGACCCCCUCCAUCCCAUUGAAUCAUAUUGACAUCAUACAAUAGGUAUAACAUGUAUACAUCUAGGUUAAAACAUUGUCACUAAGACAGAGCAUUUAUGAAAAAAACUAUUAAAAAAUUAGUAAUUUAAACAAAAGUGUGUUGCAUAACGUUGUUCAGUACAUCCACCUACCCCGUAAAAUGUUUGGAUCUACAUCCGCCCCCUCGAGUGUUACGUAAUAUUUGAAUGGCCCCAAAUGUUAAAAUGCUUAAUUCCAUUAACGGGUCUUUACCCAAAACGUUUCUGGUCAGUACUACUUCCAACAUGGCAGGUUUCUCUGAAUGAAAGAACAUUUUACAACACCUCAGCAUGAAAAACUCAUCCCAGACUGCUGUUUUUGAUUGCUGAAUAUAAUAUUGUUUUAAAAUGAAAACACAUCGACAGUUAGCUGUGAAACAAACAUUAAAAACAACAUAAUUUAUACAAAAAUUAUAAACGUACCAAUAAAAGACAGGGUAACAGCUGUGAAAGAGUCACAUACCAACAAUAAAAUAUCAGGAAAACAAAACCAAAAAAACCCUGAAUAUCAUGUCGGACCAUGGGAACAAUGCAUGGAGCUGUGGUAAACAUGAAAUAAAACUUUAAAAGUUUGUUUUGUUUAACGAUAAUCACUAGAGCACAUUGUAAAACAACAAACAAUAUAGCACCGAAUUGUCAACAAAAUCUAUCACAAAAUGUUUUAAACGAUAAACAUAUAUUAGUUUGAAAACAUCAUCACAGAUGCUUAUAGAAGGUAUUUUUAAGAUGUUAACAGAGACUUGUGAUUGUGUGCUGUGUUAUCGAGGAAAGCCCACGAGAAUGUUUCCGCCCCUGUAUUACAGUGUGCAGGGGCCAGGUAGGACUUUAAAUUGUCUAUUUUUCUUGGAUAUUACAUAUUUACUGACACAGUUUCAGCUAUUUUUGUGAAUAUGUCUGAUAAACAAUUGAUGGAAGUAACAUUUCAUAUGGACUGUAAAUUUGUCACUGAACAAAUCUGUGAACAUUUGUCUGCCAUGUUGAGUAUUAUUUAGUACACAUGUAUGAUUAUAAGAAUGUUGUCAUCCAAAGUUAAUUGGAUGAUAAAUUAAGAAAUGUAAAUGUUGACAAGUUUAUAAAUAGAAAUGCACUUGUGAUAAUAUUUGUUUUGUAUUAACUUUUGUAAGUAUGAAUAAUAUUGAGAAUUGGGCAGUCAAGUUGUCAAAUAUUAUAUUUUGCUUGGUGGUUGUUUUUAUGUUGAAUAGUGUGGCUGCAGUGAGUAACUAUGUACUGGUAUAUAUGAACUGGCCUCGGUGGUGUCGUGGUUAAGCCAUCAGACAUAAGGCUGAUAGUUAAAUCGUAGCUCGGCACCUACUCCCACCCAGAGUGAGUUUUAACAACUCAAUGGGUAGGUUUAAGACCACUAUACCCUCUUCUCUCACUAACCACAAACAACUAACUCACUGUCCUGGACAGACAGCCCAGAUAGCGUGCUUGAACCUUAACUGGAUAUAAGCACGAAAAUAAGUUGAAAUGAAAGGUAUAUAUGCGUUAUUAACAGAGUUGUCUGCUAGUAACAGUGUUCUCACUGCUGCAUUAAAGUGGCUGGUCCUCUCCGUUAUUGCAUUUUGACGCCACACUUUUGUGUUUUGCUGCCCCCUUUACUUUUUUGUGCCCGCUUUACUUUUCCGCAUCCUAUUGUAUUUUACAGCACCCAAAAUGCCCACUUUUUUCACACUGAAAAACACCUAUCAGUCUGCACACUGGACAUCAAAGGAAACAAGCUGUGUUGUGGACGAAAACACAACUGAUAAAAAAAACUUCAGUAGAUUAUAACAGUUAUCAUAAUGUAACGGUGGGUUUUGGGUGUCGCGCAGCCGUCCUUCUUUAAUUUUCACCCAGUGAGAACACCGAGUAAUCAUGCUAACUGUUGUCCAGUCAAACCUGACUGUAGCCACACAAGUCAAUAGGGCGAAGUGUCUGCUGAAUACACGUCAAUCUGUAAUACAGUAUUGGAAUCGAUGGAUGAAUGGUUAAUGACGCCCCAGCACAAAACAUAUAUUGGCUUUUGGCUGUCAAACAAUGGUUCAUUAUAUUGGAGACUAAUUACAAGAUGGCCUCUAUUGACAGCAGGGUUUCUGCCAGAGGGUUAAACGACUAUGGCGCUAUACCCAAAUAUUUUUGCUGAUUUUUAUUUUUAAGUUAACUUUUUAUCAAAAUUCAUUACCUUUAUCAGUACUGUAUGAUUUUCUUAACCCUAACCCUAAACUUAACCCAUUUUCUUUUUGGUGGAGGCCCCCAAUACCCUCUGUUGAAUGUGAUUACAUUUUAUUCCAUAAUGUCCCAAAAUUUUCUUUCUGGCAGAAACACUGAACAGGUAACUGCUUCAUGGAGGUGCCAACAGGAAUGGGCAUUUACAAUAAUAUGUAGUUUCAGCUUCAUGAAUUAAUACGUUGCUACAUUGUAAACAUGAUCAACCCACUGAUCAAUGUUUGAAGUCAUUCAAAAGCUAAUUUAUUUGUUUUUAGCAUUUCUGCCUUUUUGAGAUUUUUAGUUAAUGAUUGUUUGAUAGGCUCCACAUUUGCUGUAUAAUUUUGGAUUGGGAAACCUUUUUGAAUAGUGCUUGAUUUGCCAUUAUUUUUCUAUAACUGAAAUUGUAAUAUUUGAUUUUAAAAUGACAUGUUCCUUAUAUCUGUGAUGAAACACAUGGCAUUAAAGUAGUUUCCUCUUCCCUCUCUCACUCAGCGUCUUCUGGUUCCUUAGUCAGAUCCUUUCUCUUGCACUCUCACAUUGACCACACAUUGUUCUUUAAAUAUCCUUUGCCAUCAUCCUUCAAUGUUUUCUAGUCCUAAUUUUGAUAAAAAAAUUUAAAUCAUAUUUUUUUUAAUGAAAGAAUCAAGCAAAAAAUAAGACUGCAUUUGUAUUGGAGGCAAAAUUAACAUCAAUUCAUGAUGUUAAGUAGCAGACAGAUGUCUAAAAAUUAAAACACAAUUACAUAUUUUAUUGUUUAUUUUUACUUUUUUUACUUUUUAUUAUUUCUGUUAUACCAUGAUGUCCUGAGUGGUGGUAUUGAUUUUAUAUCUGCGUGCUUCAUACAUUGCUUUUGACUGCUGACAAAUAUGUGCUGAAUUAUUUAUUAGUCAAUGGAUAGAUGUAUUUUGUGUCGGCACUUGAUAUCCAUCAGUGAUCCCAUCCUUUCAGCCACAUGGAUUGUUUUGCGAUGCUGAAUCGGGUUAUAAAUUAUGUAGACCCAGGUAACACAUGAGCAGUCGAACUAAACUGAUGCAUUAGACUUACAACUCUGUAUUCUAUUUUUAGCCAUAUUUAAAGGCAGGAUGGCUUGUGGCCUACCAAAAGCAGUGUCGCACAGAUCACCUCACUUGAAAUGUACACUGUACAUUUGCUCCCAUUCAGAAGAAGUUCGAAUGUAAAAAAAAAAAAUCAAUGUUAUGGGAAUCUAUACCUAAAUUUUAUAUAGACCAAAUCAAAUAUAUAAAAAUUAGUGUAACCAUUUGUAGGUAUGGUAAAUACAGUCUUUUCCUUUGUUUAUAAAGCUUUGUCGGAUUGCUGCUGGUUAGCACUGAGCAAAUUGGACAUCAUUUUACACAUAGGAUACCUUAGCAAAGUCACCCUGUGUAUAGGUCAUAGCCAUAGCAAUUUAGAUGUAAAUGGGUAUUUAGAUUUAUUGCAAGUGUCGUUAAUUAAAAUUCCCCAUUUUUAUUCGGUUGUAAUAUUCUAAAUUGUCCUUUAAAAAAUGGCUAUCCAGGGACGGGACCCAGGACAGACAUGCUUGAAACCUUAGUGGUAUAUAAGCAUGUUAACAUAAUUCAGCUCAGCAAGUGUCAUGAGUUGGUGCUUGUAGAUAUCUGAUGUUUCUGACCAUUUGUUGUCUGUUACUUUCUGCUAGACAUGCCUCUUAUUUGUGCUAAACAGACUGGCAAAGGUGCUGCUUUUAAACAGACUGGCAGAGGUGCUGCUUUUAAACAGAAUGGCAAAGGUGCUGCAUCUAGCCAGUACUGCUUCAGGACACUUGAUCAUCAAGUAGCCAAACUUUCAAAAACGAAUUUGUUGACAUUUGUUUCCAACUUUGAACAGAAAUUGGGAAGCAAAAGGGAUUCAUUACUGGUAGAUGAUUACUGGUAUUUAUUAUUUUCACAAUUACAGUGACAGAUUUAUACAUUUUAAUAUGUAGCACAGAAUGUUCAUGUGUUGUCAAUGACAUUUCUGUUUUUUCUUCUUCUUUUUUUCUUACUUAUAUUUAAGUAAAGUUCAAGCAUGCUAUCCUUGGCACAUACUUCUGCUAUCUGGGCUGGCUGUCCAGGACAGGAGAUGAUGCUUAGAGGGAGAGAAGUCUGUACUGCGACCUUACACCGUACACCUUGCAUUGAGGCGUUAAAACGUCUGUGCAUGAGAGCCGAUACUGCGGUGCAAACCCAAUGCCUACCACAACCCCUGCAGUUGCCCACAGCAAUUGGCAAUGGCCCAAGGGUCUUUUUUUUAUGCUGUGGACUAUAUUCAAUUUUCCUCCACUGCAUGUGUUUUUUGCCAUAGACAUUUUCUCAAUUACUUUUUGUAUUUACCAUAGUUUGACACCCAAUAGCCGAUGUAUUUUUCAUGCUGGGGUGUCCUUAAAUAUUCAUUCAUUUCUCAAUUGCAGGGGUUGCUACCAGUUGUCAUAAGUCUGAUUACUUAAUUACUACAGCAUUGAGGCCAGUGGGAAGUGUUACCUGAGAGGCAUAAAUAAUGAAAUGUUCAUUUUGUUGUGUAUGAGUGCUUAGAAAACCAUUGUAUUGAUAUUAUGCCAGUCAUAUGGGCUGGCUAAACUGCUUUACCUAAUCAGUGUGAAUGACAUUUAGGAUUUUCAAAGAAGAUGAUGAAAGGUGGGGAAGGCAGCAUGAGGUCAUUGCCCUUUCCACCCCAUGGCCACUACCGAACUAAUAAUAUACCACUAUACUAUCUUGGUUUGGUCUUGUUUGUAUGCUCUCUAAUUUGUGCUUGUAAGCUGGGUUGGGGUGAGUUUAUAUUUAUUUGUGUUUUAACCUUGUAUUUGUGAGGUUGUUAUGAAUUGUGAGUAUAUGACAUUUUUUUUAUUGUAGAUAAUGUGGAAGUAUAGAAAUAGACUGUUGAUGCCAUGAUGAACCUCAUUGUUAAAUUCUGGGAAUGGAAAUGUGGAAACAAAAAUAAUAAAUUGUUGAUAUUUUCA